AUGGAUAAAGAGAAGUUUCAGCAGAAGGCUGUGAAGCAAACUAAGCAGAAGAAAUCCACGUCGGCUGAAUUUCUGAUGGUUAAAGAACACACAGAAGCUACGGAAGGGGCCGGCAAUCCAGGUUUUAACAUGAGCAGCCCAGAACUCUCGGCACAUCAGACUCCAAAAGAGAAAGUUAUUAGACGCGACGUGCCUGAUCACACCCUCGCGGCUCAUCAACAAAAACCCAGGCUGCCAGCCUCAGCAGGACCCAAAGGAAAUGAAUACAGCAGAAAUUACUUUGACCCACUGAUGGAGGAGAGAAACUCAAGGCAGUGCUGGAUGGAGGUCAGCAGACGGGAUUCCACAUGUUCUUGUGGUCAACAGAUGGGAAGGUCAGAGGACAAGACUCUGGAUCAGGAAUCACUCAGACAUUUCAGUAAGAGCUCGGACACCCACCAAGAGGAUGGGGAAGAUGCUCCUGCAUACAUCGAGGAGUCUGAAAGGCAAGCUCAGAGAGGCGCCAUUCUGCUGGCAGGCCCUCCAACAGGACAGGAUUUGAAAUUUGAAAGAGAAGGACUCAGCCAGAACAUUCCCAUGUCAUGUUUAAAGAAGGAAAAAGCAUUCAAGAAAGCUCGGAGUCAGCCACGCACUGCAGAUGGGAAUAGGAAGCACUCAUUUCCAGAGGUGACUAAAGAAUCCGGAAGAACAGAAGGAAUUUGCUGGAAGGGUGAGCAGUCUCAGUUGCCUAGCCUACAAAUACAGAUCAUAUGUAUCAGGGGCCUCAAGGACAAGGCUCCCCAAGGCUCCUACCUCCUCAGAGUGUCUCUGCUCAAUCAGCUGGGGAGCUGUGUCUCCCAGUGGUGUCAAACUGAGGGACUGAAGACAAGAACAUGCCCAGUUCAUCAUGGUGGCAACUUUUAUGACGUGGGGCUCUAUUUCCAUGAAAGCCUUUCUGUGGUACUUCCUCAAAAGAAAGCUGUGAAGCCUGGCUUGUCUUUCUUGUUUGAACUCUUCCUUCUCCAUGGCACAUGUGCUUACGAUGAUGUGAUCAUUGGCUGGGCAGUCUUUCCUGUGUGUGACAACAACUUCCAUAUAGUAGAGGGAAAAUUCAAGUGUCCCCUUCUCCGAGGACCUUAUGACCCAAAACUGGACCAUUUCAGAAAAAUAGAAAAUUUGAUUUGCCAAGACUUGGACCAGUGGCUGUGCAAUCUAUAUUUUAAGGUAAUUAAAACUCCUUUGCAUUUCGAUGAUCAAAAAAGCCACGAGAGCCGCAGGCAGCUUUCUCCGGAACGUCCUGUGUGCUUAAUGGUGGAAGCGGAGAAUACAGAGUUCGAUUUGGAUAAUACAGCUGGCCCUUCGAAGAAAGAACCACCAGGAAACAUUGACGCUGUAAUGAAUGGCACCAAGCACUCUUCUCAAGGGAGUCUUUCUAGUAAAACCGACCCCUGCUUUAGAGGCUCUGAUCUGUGUCUCGUCAAAGAAGCCCAUGACUUACAUGCUGAGGGCAAUUGUUUGGCUGCUCAUUCUGUGAAGGAAAGAUCUACUGUGUGGAGACCUGGAGAUCCUGAAGAUUAUUCAGGGGAUUUGUCUUACCUAGAGGAACUGGAAAAACAUCAUUUUUCAGUUUGCCGCCCUUCAGUUGCAGAUGGCUGUGGAUCUGGAAAGAUGUCCAAGCACCUCCACUUUGCAUGGAUGUCCUUAUUUUCAGAACUUGAAUUAUCUCGAUGGCAAAGCCAGAGCUUCUGGUACCUCCUCCUGAUGAUGGCCUCUCUCUGGUUCCUGAGGCUCUAUUUACAUUACCUGGGCCAGUGGCUGUUCCUCUGGGUCCUGUCAACUCCAGUUACAAAAUUCCAGUUUUAUUCCUACACUGUUGAGCUCUGCUACCCGAUUUCUUCACUUCACGUUGGAGAAGAGCUAGCUGUGAUUGUAUUGGGGCCUUUAGCUCUAAACACAAUCAUGGUCCCCUUGCUUCUGAUCAGAUGGGGCUGUCAGCUACUGUUUUCCUCCUGCCCGGAUGCCCUGUCAAAGCUAAUCAUCACGAUGGGACUAUGGACAGUUCUAGACCCAUUGGCGGUGUUUAUAGUGGAUGCUUUCCUGGGGAGGCUUGCACAUAAUGGGGAGACUCCUAUUGCAGAUGCAGCGAAACUCUACUGGAUGUUCCUGAGAAUCAAGCAACCAGCCAUCCUUGGUGCUCUGAUGACAGUGGUAGUUUACAGUCUGCUGUUUGUCAUCUCUUCCCUGAGUUUGUACUUGUAUUGCCUCAGGGUAUGCAGUGACUCUUGGGUACUGGAUGCAUUUCAGAGAAUCCACAGUGAAGAAAGCAAGUUCUUCCUCCCACACGAUUUGGAACUUUCCAAUCAGGAGCUGAGUCACAUCGUGAAAAGGUCUGCGCAGUGGAGAGGGAUCCAUGGUGAGAGAAGGAAGGUGGCAGUGCACGAUUACAUCUGCAAAAGCCAUGACACCGAGUCCAAUGAAUCCAGCUGUGACCCCCAGCAACAGGAUGAAACUUUGGAGUCUGCAGUUGGCACAACUUCCCACAUAUCGGUAUGCACCGUUUAUCCCAAUGGGUUUCAAGAGCUUUAUCGCCAUUUUCUCAGGCUCCCGGAUGGCGCCAUCAUUGAGGUGUUUGGUGACAUCAGUGCCUUGAGGUUUGUCCCCAGUGAAGUGAUCCCCGCUGUUGAGAAGCACAUACGAGAAAUGGACACUGUGCAGAGAGAAAUCUUUGCUUCUGCCCAAGAGGAAGGAGAAGUCUCUGUGAAGAUAAAAGGAGAUUAUUAACCCAGCUGGAAAAAUGAGCACAAUUAAGGACCACAGUUUCUGUCCUCUGAUGGGUACUGGGAACAUACUCUUCCUUAAUCAUCUAACGCAUUGUUGAAAAAUGUGGUUCUUUUGUGAUUUUUCAAAUGGCAGUUUGUAGGAUAUUUUGCUUCUGUUGUUUUUUUUAUCAUUUUGCUUUCCUUACCUUUACACGAAUGUCACCGAACAUUUGGGAGUAGGUAACAUGUUCUGCAUUUGCAUUUGUGGAAAGCUUGGCUGAUGCCGUAUUUAUGUAGGGAUGUGGUAAAGAUUCGCAGAAAUGAUUCUCUGAGUUCUCGCUCCUUAUUAAAAAGAACCUUUCUGAUGCUCACGUACACUGCCAUGCAGCUCAUUAAUGGAAUAAGAAUCUUGAUACCAUCAACAUCAGAGCUAAUCUGCACAUUUGCACGAGGACUGAAAGAGUCUGCUUAAUUUUUUUUUCUUGCCGAGGAUGUUGGUGUUCUGUCAGGUUCUCAAGGAAAAGAGAGGAAGGAGAAGGAUGGGAGCCUCCAUCCAGAUGCCUCUAUCUUUGGUGGUCCUUUGUGAACUAUAGUAAUGAUUCUGUGACUAUAGAGAGACGAGACUUGUAUUUGCAAACAGAUGCUCUGCAGAGCAGAGCUCUAAUGUGGCAGACACAGUGCCCUUAGGAAAGAGUGCAUAUUUAUAUACAGUUCAAAGGACUAUUUCAAAAUUAAAGAUAGGUUUCUAGGGGACUAUAUAUCUGUAAAUUGAGUCGUCAGGGUCUUUUUUUUCUCCUUUAGCCUACUGAGGAUAAUUUAUGAUGCUAAUAAUUAAUUUUUCAAGACUGUAUUAGCAAAAUAGUAUCUAUAAGUUAUGCAUAUAUUUUCUGUGAUUUCACUAGAAUCUCUCUUUCGUAGAGACACGUACUAAUUGUUCUUUAAUUUGAUCUUUUUUUUAUCACACUACAGAUUGAAUUAUAAUUAGAAACUAUAAAUAAAAAAAUCUUUUAUUGACUC
Molecule: messenger RNA, 3755 nt
Organism: Rattus norvegicus (Norway rat)
Lineage: Eukaryota; Metazoa; Chordata; Mammalia; Rodentia; Muridae
Gene: Ofcc1
Product: orofacial cleft 1 candidate 1
Source: RefSeq, a predicted model, not a curated record